CGUGAUCUGAUGGAUUUAAAGCUUUUAUUUUAUUUUGCUGGAUAAAGAUUAAUCUCGUUCGAAGAAAAUUGAUUUUUUUGUCGUUAAUCUGUGACUCAGGGGUAGGAUCCACCCGGGAUUAAAACGACUGGUAUGACGUGACGGCCAGUGUUAAUUUGUAUCAAAAUCACCAGGGGAAAGCAACACCUGGGUCCACGUAGUACGUUCCCAACCAUGAGGAGGUGACAGCCAGAUAACUCUGCUGCUAGGUCUUGCUGCUUGGACAUAUGGCAAGGAUCACUUUCUCAUGCCUGCCAGCCUCCUGGUACUGCAGUGUGUCCUUGCUGUCUCUGGGUUGUGUGCCCAGGCAAAGGGCCUUCUUCCUGGUGUUCCUCACCUGCUCUGCCCUGGUUUUCCUGGGGGUCUACCAGACUGAGCUCUGGGGGCCCCAGCGCCACAGGGGACACGUCAACAAAUACCUCUCAUCUGUGGAGACCAUGGAGGCGACUGAUGUCACCAACGCAGCUCUAAACUAUGGGAUCAUGGUGGACUGUGGCAGCAGCGGCUCCAUGUAUGUGUACUACUGGCCCCACCAUGGAAACCUCCACACCCUGCUGGACAUCAGGCAGAUGAGGGACCACGACCGUCACCCUGUGGUCAAGAAGAUCAAACCUGGUAUUUCCACCAUGGCGCUGAGCCCAGCCAAGGCCAGUGACUACCUCCACCCCCUCCUUUCCUUCGCUGCCACCCAUGUCCCCAGGAAGAAACACAAGGAGACUCCUCUCUAUAUCCUCUGUACUGCUGGCAUGAGACUGCUUCCUGAGAGUCAGCAGGCUGCUAUCCUGGAGGACCUGGUAAGAGAUGUUCCAGUGGAGUUUGACUUCCUGUUCUCCAGCUCCCAUGCAGAGGUGAUCUCUGGGAAACAGGAAGGUGUGUAUGCAUGGAUUGGUAUUAACUUUGUGUUGGGACGCUUUGACCAUGCCGCUUCGUUGAUGAUGUCGCUUGUUUAUGAUGCAAUGGUGGAGGUCACUACAGGGUCACAGAACCAUCACCCAAUUAGCCGGCGGCGUACAGUGGGCAUCAUGGACAUGGGCGGAGCCUCGCUGCAGAUAGCCUAUGAGGUGCCUAGCGCGGUCCACUUCAGUUCACCUGAACAGGAGGAGUCGGGGAAGAGCCUGCUGGCAGAGUUUAACCUGGGCUGUGAUUCAGAGCACACGCAGCACGUCUACCGUGUAUAUGUCACCACAUUCCUGGGCUUCGGGGGAACAUGGCUCGACAGCUACGAAGACCAGCUGGUCAACUCCACCAUCACCAAGAACAGGCUGACAGGCGAUCAGACAGGCAUGAUGGAAGCCACUCCCCUUGCAGACCCAUGCCUCCCUGUCGGCCUAUCAGACGUGGUGCGUCGGGACGGCCGUGCGGUUCACCUGAGAGGGCAGGGGGACUGGGCGCGGUGCCAGGGGGCAGUCAGGCCUUUCCUGGGUCUCCACAAUGGCACCAUGGGAUCCCCCAGGGGGGUGUACCAGGCCCCCAUCGACUACAGCAACUCAGAGUUCUACGGCUUCUCUGAGUUCUUCUACUGCACUGAGGAUGUACUGAGGAUGGGGGGACCAUACGACAGCGCUAAGUACUCCAAGGCUGCCACGGACUAUUGUGCCACCAAGUGGUCAACCCUCACCAAGCGUCUGGACAGCAAGCUGUUCUCUAAACAAGCAGACUCCUCCAGACUGAAGUACCAGUGUUUUAAGUCAGCCUGGAUGUUCCAGGUGCUCCACUCAGGCUUCAGGUUCCCUAAGGACUACCCCAGCCUGAAGACUGCUCAGCUGGUCUAUGACAAGGAGGUGCAGUGGACCCUGGGAGCCAUCCUGUUUAAGACGCGUUUCCUGCCUCUCAGGGACCUCCAGGCAGAGUCAUUUAAACAGAGCCACUCCAACUGGCUGCGUUCCUCCUUCGUCUACAACCACUACCUGUUUUUUGCCUGUAUCCUGGUGGUCCUGCUGGCCAUUCUGCUGUACAUCCUCCGCCUCCGCAGGAUCCACCAGCGAGAACAGAGGCAGGCAGAGGCCCUGGACCUGCUCUGGGUGGAGGAGGGGGAGGCUCUUCUGGCCUGAUCCAGGAUCAGUUUAGACUCAGAAUCUUUCUUGACCUGAGGCCUUGGGUGUGGGGGGGGGUUACUGAUCUAGGAUGAGUCGAGAUGCUCUCAGUAACUGGUGUUCAUAGCCUGGUAUGCACAGCUCUAGGACCAACCUUUCACCCUCUGAGUUGUAGGCUUGACUGGGGCUCUAUUUGUUAAGAGGCACUGAUCUAGGAUCAGAUUAUCAACCCGCAAAUCAUGACCUUGACUGGGACCAACGCCUGUUGGGACAAUGAUCUAGGACCAGCUUAGUCACGCUGAAUCAUAACGUUGACUAUUGGCUAGAAAUGCAAUAGCAACGUCAUCCUACAACGAAGGUUUUAAUUAUGGGGGUGCUGGACACUCCCGUUUCUUACAAAUCUUUACACCCCAGAUACAGAUAUCAACGUUGACCUGACCGUGAGCACCCUCGUAAAACAGAAAAUAUCAACCAAGGUCCAAAUCACUAUUUAUAGUAACCUCUGACCUAGAGUGUUGAAACAUAAGUAGGAGGGGCCAUGUAACCGGAACCUUCAAAAGGGGGAGGAGAAUUGCAGGAUGUGGGCGAAACAUCAUGAAGGGAGAACUAGAUCGUUAAAACAACGAAACAGGAGAAUCCCAACAGGUGAAGGACUGAGGACCGAGCCAUUCUAUUUCUAUUGGAGAUAAUUCACUGUUGCAGAGGGACCACUGUGUUGGACAUUUUGUGUGAAGGAAGGUGAAGCUUGACAUCUGAGGCUGAAGUUGCCCUUAACCACAGAUCUAGAAUCAAGUAACUUACUCCUAAUCCUAACAUUAACCAUGAGGGGGAUGCAAAUAAAAUCUGACCCUGUAUCUGUGGUUAGUGGUAACUUCUAGCUACUCUUUGACGAAAAGGGUGCCUCUAUGAUUGUCUGUUUUGGACAGUAUUGUAACCAUGAUGAUAGUUUCUAUCUGACCAGUAUACUUCCUGUAAGUCUCACAAACAGGAAGUGCAUUAAUUCCUUAAUAAUCCCACUGUGGGAAUGCUUUUGUAUUGAAAAACUACAAUCAGGAAUCAAACAUGGGGCGGCAGGGAGCCUAGUGGUUAGAGUGGAGGGGUGGCAGGGAGCCUAGUGGUUAGAGUGGAGGGGCGGCAG
Messenger RNA from Oncorhynchus keta (chum salmon), 3210 nucleotides. Its product is annotated as ectonucleoside triphosphate diphosphohydrolase 7-like. NCBI's taxonomy places the organism in Eukaryota, Metazoa, Chordata, Actinopteri, Salmoniformes, Salmonidae. The record is from RefSeq and is a predicted model, not a curated record. Gene Ontology annotation, cellular component: membrane. Gene Ontology annotation, biological process: nucleoside diphosphate catabolic process. Gene Ontology annotation, molecular function: nucleoside diphosphate phosphatase activity.